ACAGCUGGUGGAAUCAGCUGUAGCGGGUUUGUCCAUGCACCAUAUCUUCCUGUGUUUGGGAAAAAUUUUCUUCAAUUUUUUCGCUUUCUUAUUCUAGAAAUGUUUAAUUAAUCUACUUAAUGAAAAACAUAGUUAGUUGUAGAACAAGAGAAAACUAUAGUGUUUUGUUCGUCACAUUAAGUACAUUUAUUAAAUAAAUGGGAACAUUUUAAAUGUGUUGAAAAUGUGUCUUAGAAGAUGAUAUUUGCAAUUCUUAUAAUGUUUUAGUUUGAAUAUAUUACAAGGAAAUGAUGUUACGCAUUCCUCUAGUGGAGACUUUGCGUUUAAAUAGAAAUAUAAAUAACAUCUGUUAAAUUUCCAAGUGAAAUUGCUGUUUAAGAAAACUAAAUAUAAAGCAUGAUACUUUUAUUAUCCCAUUUUGUUCGAGUAACAAUUCCUAUAAGAGCUGGAUUUUACAUAUGGAAGAGUGCUGGAUGAUCAGAAUUUCUAACUGACUGCUGGCUUACUAUGGACUGUACUCAGCUUUCUAAAUGAGAAAGAUGUUUAUUUGUAGAUGAAAAAUACAUAAUGACUUGCCCAACGUAGAGCUUAUAUCAGCAAGAAACGGAUUAAACUACUUAAUUGUCAUACUGAAAUGUUUUUGUGUUUGUAACUGAAAAUUUUAUCCACUAUUUUGAAUGGCUUUACCGGCUAAAGUGCUUCAACUGAAGAAGAAAUCUAAAAGCGUUCCAUCAAUAUGUGCACAAAAAGCGUGCCAAUUUUGGCCGAAAAGAGCUAUUUAUUAUGUCAAUCAACCAAAGGAUACUGUAACCUUAUGCACUCUGGGAAUCGGAACAGCUUUUGGUGAGUCCAUAUUGGACAACAGUCCGCACAGUGCCACAGUUGUCACAAACGAGCAUUGUGAACUGCUUCGGAUUGAGCAGAAGGAUUUCAGAACAAUAUGGGAGAGAAACAGGCAUUUAAUGGAGGAUAUUGUUUCUCCUAUAAGCACACUGCGAACAUUAACAGGACUUCCAUUACAAGAUGAUUGCCGGACAGCGAAUGGUAAUGUGCGGUCUUUUUCUCCUUUGGGGAAAAAGGAUUCCCUCACCCCUGAUGGACCAAAUCCAGCUCUUCCCAUCACACAGGAACCUUCUACAGCCCUGUCUCGUGCCGGUUGGGUGCUGCGGACCCUGAUUUUAUGUCAGAGCCCCCAUCUGAUCCGUGACAGGAAGUACCAUGUUCGUACAUUCCGAAAGUGCCUGGUAGGCUCCGAGAUGGUGGAUUGGCUCAUGCACCAGGGGGCGAUCUACGUCAGGAUACACUCCCGAAGUCAGGCCGUCGGGAUGUGGCAAGCGCUGAUGGAGGAAGGCGUCAUCUCACAUGUGACAAACGAACAUCAGUUUAAAGACAAAUAUUUAUUUUACCGAUUCAGGGAAGAUCAGCAAGAAGUAUCGUCCACCCCAACAGUGGAAGACAGACAGCAGGCCGAAACGGAGCUACCUGAAGUUUUGGCUCAUCUGCUGCAGCUUGCGCCGGAUGCGGUCUUUCGAAUGAUUCUGCGGAAGCCAUCCAGCGAGAGGACUGAGGAAGAUCUGGAAAUAAUUUACGAGGAGCUACUUCAUAUAAAAGCCUUGUCCCACCUGUCCAAUAGCGUGAAGAGGGAGCUAGCAGGUGUUUUAGUGUUCGAGUCCCACCCAAAGGCUGGAACAGUCUUAUUCAAUCAGGGAGACGAAGGCAAAUCUUGGUUUAUAAUUCUUAAAGGAUCUGUCAAUGUUGUGAUAUACGGAAAAGGAGUCGUGUGUAGCCUCCUUGAAGGCGAUGAUUUUGGCAAAUUAGCACUGGUUAAUGAUGCUCCCAGGGCAGCUACUAUAGUAACGAGAGAAAACAACUGUCAUUUCCUGCGAGUUGACAAGGAUGAUUUCAAUAACAUUAUAAGGGAUGUAGAAGCCAAUACAGUGAGACUAAAAGAACAUGGCCAAGAUGUCCUCCUGCUGCAGAAAAUCCCGACUGAUGGGAGAGCAGCUGAUGGCACACAUUCUCAUUACAAAUACAUGGUUAUGGCUGGUACGCCGCAGAAGAUGUUGGAACAUCUUUUGGAGACCAGAAUAGACCAAAGAAACGACGAUGCAACAGAUACGUUCCUAGAAGACUUUCUUCUGACUCACGUGAUAUUUAUGCCAAGCCACCAACUAUGUCCCGAGCUUAUGAGACACUAUAGGAUAGACGCCACGAAUUGCAGGCAGGAGAAGGAGUUCAUUGUGGCCAGCAAGAAACGUGUCUUACAAUUUGUACAAAUCUGGGCGACGAUCAUUCGCUCUGCAUUCUUGGAGGACGAAUGCAUCGCUGCUUUUCUACAGGAGCUUCAUGAAGCUAUUGUUGAAGACUGUAAGAAGUAUGGUUUGCAUGAAGAACUAUCUGUCAUAUCAAGGAUUCUGGAAACUAAACAAAAAUACGAUAAAGAAAUCACCGGUGUCCGUUAUCGAUGGAAGGUUGGUCCUUAUGGCCAAAUUCGCCUUCUAUCAGCUAGCGAAUCUCAGGAAGAAGAACGAACUGAAUUCAGAAGGUGCAUUAAAGCCACUGAUGAAGUUGUAUUCAGAGUUUAUUGUUCAGACCACACAUAUACUACCAUUAAAACUCCUGUUGGUGCCACUGCUGAAGCCAUCAAGCGAAGUGCUGCUGAAAAACUGGGCUUUAAAGAUGAACUUCUGCUGGUGGAAGUGAAAUCUACAGCAGAACGAGUUAUCUUCAAAGACUCUGAAGUUAGUGUACCGACUGGUUUGAGUGUCAAUGGACGUAUUUUUCUGACCCGUGCAGACGAAGUUGAUUUGUUGAUGCCUCUACCUGAACAAGAUGGACCUUCUGAUGGAACUGCAGUUAUAUUGGAAACCCUAAAUUCAUUAGACAUUGCUUACAACAUGACAGUUUAUGAAUGGGACCUCUUUUCAUGUGUUCAUGAGUACGAGCUCAUCUAUCAAGUGUUCGGGAGGCAUCAGUUUCGGAAGAUCAUGUCCAAUCUGGAUGUCUUUUUGAGACGAUUCAACGAAGUGCAGCACUGGGUUGUCACGGAGAUGACUCUCUGCAACAAUUUGAGUCGAAGAGUUACUCUACUUAGAAAAUUCAUCAAAAUCGCCGCUCACUGCCGGGAAUAUCAAAACAUGAACAGCUUUUUUGCCAUCGUCCUCGGUCUCAGCAAUGUAGCCGUCAGCCGCAUGAGUCAGACGUGGGAGAAGCUGCCCAGCAAACUGAAACGCACAUUCGCCGAUUUUGAAGCCCUCAUAGAUCCUUCCCGGAACCACCGAAGGUACAGACUGACCGUAGCCAAGAUGGUCCCUCCCAUCAUCCCGUUCAUGCCCUUGCUCCUGAAGGACAUGACCUUCUCGCACGAGGGCAACAAGACCUACAUGGAGGGGCUUCUCAAUUUUGAGAAGAUGCAUAUGAUUGCACAAACUUUACGGACAAUAAGGCACUGUCGAAGUCAACCUUUAGUGCUUGAUCUACCACCUGGAAAUAAAUGCCAACAGGAUGUUAGAAAUUAUAUUAGAAAUCUGAGGAUCAUUGACAAUCAGAAGCGGCUUACUCAGCUUUCAGAUGUAUUAGAACCCAGGAGAACUUCAUAACCAUUUUUGUCAUCCCUUCUGCGGCUAAAACAAAUCGAAAUUGAAGCACAUUUGUGAUCAUGAAACCUCUCGUUGUCUUCUGCAUAAAGUAAAUUCCAAUUCAACAUAUCAAAAAUUUAUCAGUGUGGAAAUCUGAGACAAUUUGAUGCACAUAAAUUAUCAAAAUUGGUAUGACUGCAUGAGUAGGAUACAGACAUGUGUUAUAUCAACAGAAUACCUGCAAAUGAACUUGCUGAAUGUCAUUGGAACUGAAGCACUUAAGCUUCUGGCCAAUUCAGCUGAGGAUGAAUGAGUCCACUUGUUGAAUCUAUGUAAAAAAAAGAAAACCCUUUGAAAAGUGUACAAACUAUUUACUUCCAGCCCUAUCGCUAUGCAAAUGAGAAGAUAUGCAACAGUUUAGAAUUUUUAUUCUAGAUUAAUCUAGUCAAAAUAAACAAUGACUGUAUCGCUAUAAAAUGUGAUCGUCUUUUAUUUUCUGUUAUGAUGAGUUACUAUUUAUAAUACUUUUUAUUUUUUGCUACUUGAAUUUUACUAAGCACCUUCAAAGUGAUUUGAAUGGUUAAUGAAUCUAAGUUGGUAUUGUUAAUGCAAUUUGAAAGAAUGGCAAUUUUUUUGUGAACCAUAACAUCAC
Molecule: messenger RNA, 4230 nt
Organism: Argiope bruennichi
Lineage: Eukaryota; Metazoa; Arthropoda; Arachnida; Araneae; Araneidae
Gene: Epac
Product: rap guanine nucleotide exchange factor 4-like
Exons: 25
Coding region: 678-3599 (973 amino acids)
Biological process (GO): Ras protein signal transduction; positive regulation of GTPase activity
Cellular component (GO): plasma membrane
Molecular function (GO): guanyl-nucleotide exchange factor activity
Source: RefSeq, a predicted model, not a curated record